AUGGCGCACACCAGUACAAGCGAAUUCACCUCCGGCAGUAGCGUGAAUGUCGAAGAAAUCCGGGAAGUCCGCGAAAGGGAGAAGAGGGAGAUGCAAGGACUGAACGAUCGACUGGCAGAUUAUAUCGCGCAGGUUCGUUUUCUGGAAGCACAAAAUCGAAAACUCAGUCAUGAGCUGGAGAGGUUGAAGAAGGCUAUGCACGCCCCCGGAAUUCGCAUGAUGUACGAAAAAGAGAUAGCGCAAAUGCAAGCGAUCGAUGCUAAGAGAGAUUAUGGUAACACAGAAGAAGAUGUUCGAGGCCUUACUGCAGAUCUGACUCGUAUCAGAAACAGGAAUGGACUUUGAGGCCUAAAUUCUCGUUGAGAAGUUUCGGAGUAAGAGACACAUGGCGCAUCAUCGAGAUUAUAGCCGAAGAAAGUUGUCAAACACUUUUCCCUUUGCACCUCGAUUUGUUAGCCAAUUACUAAAAACGCUGCUAACAAGGGAGAGUUCCCAAGUCAGCUUGGCCAACCCGG
Molecule: messenger RNA, 515 nt
Organism: Cylicocyclus nassatus
Lineage: Eukaryota; Metazoa; Nematoda; Chromadorea; Rhabditida; Strongylidae
Source: the annotation of a GenBank genome assembly